AUGCCACGCUCGAAGAAUCCACAGCCUCCGGCGAUACAGCCUCAGAUUGCGCAAUCGCAGUUGCAGCCGACGCCAGCGACAUUCGUCGUCAGGGAGGAGCCGCUUGAUAAAGUGAUGGCAGCUCAUAGGGACCGAAGGGUCAAAGCGACCAUACCGUUCCCUAGGCCUCCGGGAAAAAAGCAAUUUUCCAUCGAGAUAAUAACCAAGGUAUACAACUAUUUGGACAAUGACAACCCUUCAAGAAAGAACUGGGACGAUGCUCUGGGUGGAUUCGACUAUGCGGUCGGAGCUGUACACGAAGCCAGAUCUACGGGUCUCGACUUUGCGGACAGCUUGAUCAAGAUCAGCCCCUAUGACCACUAUAGAACUAAGAAGGAGAGAAUCUCACUCCUUAUGGACAAGGCACUGCACUCCAGCAACGAGAAGCCCGAUAGUGACCUGCGUUCACGCAUUAAUAAGGUCCGAGACGGGACUUUUGGCGACCAAUUUUGCCACGUUUGCGGCAAGAGAAGGGUUGCCCAAAUGAAGCUACUAGAUUUUUUGCAUUUCUGCAAAAUGUGUCGCAGCUGCGAAGCCCAAUGUUGGGUCCCGGAGAACGGCCACAUAUUGUUCGUUGAGUACCAUCCUUAUAUUCAGUACCUGGUCCCUCUUAUAUCUGGGUGCUUGAAGCCUUCACCACGAUUUCUCGAGAACCGCCGCGAAUUGGAAGUUGAAUUCGAUGACAUCAACUUACGUCCUAAUGGAACCUAUCCUCGCCUAGAGGCGGUGGAGCAAGUCCUGACGCUGUACAACAUGUCUCUCGACGAGUUCUGGACGAAUUUGCAGUCUGACGGAGAGUUCCGCUGGCAGGUUUUGCUCAAGUCUUACGAGAUAAUCUUUAUCCGCUUGUUUCAAAAGGAACUACAAGACUGGAUGGAGACUGGCAGCAGCGGCAACUUCGGUUCCAUCGGCACAGACAUGUCUUUGCAUGCCUGGCUUGCGCACCUGGACGUGCUCCACUCGACAACCACUUGCGUCAAGGAUCGCGCGAAGGGAUACAUCAGGACGAAUUAUACAAGCUUCAAGAGCACCGUCGAGAGCGUCAUGAAGGCGACAGAGGCUUCCGUAAAGUCUGGAGAGAUCUUGCAGCGUGAAGGCCUAUAUACGCGUUACCACCACUACAUGCCUUUAUACGAGCAGAUUUCCUCCGACGAAAUCCUCGAGUUCAUGCAGCCAUUCUUCGAGUCGGUUGUGGACGAUAUGUUUUCUGCUUCGGUUGGAAAGCUUGAGGCUUUGAUACGCGCCAAGAACAUCGUCAUUUUCCGUCCACCGCUGGAAGUACUGGACCCCCAGUUGCGGCAGCUUAUUACGCCUGAGAGGAAGUUCAACAAGAACAACGAGUGGUGGCUGAGACGUAUCUCCAGAUACCUGCCUUACUACUCUCAUACCCACGAUGGAGACAAGCCGGUAUACAUACUCGGCAAUAUAUGGGCCGGCGUACUUGGCCCAAUGUUUAAGAACGCAGAUACCAAGUCGAUGUUGACCGUGCUGCCUUGUUCCGUUCAGGCGCCGCCGUGUCCCACCAUGGGUAACAUGGCACCGUUGGGUUGUCGUUCGACUGAAGCGUCCCGCAUGACCAACAGCCCCAUGGGUUGCAAAGCUCUGUAUCGCCACAGCACCACGGGCACCAUGGUGCCGCUUGGUACAGCUGAAGCCUCCGGCAUGGCCCACAACUCCGUGCUUCACCAAGCUUCGUAUCCUGGCAACACCAUGGGCAACACGGCGCUGCUUAGCUCAACCGGAGCCUCCCGCCCGCUCAACAGUCCCAUGGGUUAUGGGGCUUUGUGUCACUACAACACCACGGGCAACACGGCGCUGCCUGGUUCAACCGGAGCUUCCCGCACGGCCAGCAACCCCAUGCUUUACCGGUCCCCGUAUGCUGACAACACCACGGGUAACUCGGCGGCGGUGGGCUCAGCUGGAGCCUCCAGUACAGCCUACAACCCCUUGGGUUACAAGGCCCCCCAUCUUGGCGCCACCAUGAGCAACACCACGGCGCAUGGCCCAAUUGGAUACUACGCCAGAGCCAACAACGCCGUGCUCUACCGGCCCCCGUAUACUGACAAGAGUACGGGCAACAUGAUGCCGGCUGCUCCAGCUGGAGCCUUCGACACGCCCUACAACCGCGAGAGUAACGUGGCUCCGCAUACCCACGGCUACCUCAACACGGCUCCGCCCGGAAGGAACGGCGCAGCCGGCCAGAAGCGUCCUAGCCCAUGGGAAAAUGAGCCUCAAGAGCCGUCGGGACAGCCUCACGGGGCUAAGCGCCCGAGAAAGUCGUCUUAG
Aplosporella prunicola CBS 121167 is the source of this 2325-nucleotide messenger RNA. RefSeq lists its product as uncharacterized. The coding region runs from base 1 to 2325 and encodes 774 amino acids. The transcript is spliced from 3 exons. The record is from RefSeq and is a predicted model, not a curated record. Lineage: Eukaryota; Fungi; Ascomycota; Dothideomycetes; Botryosphaeriales; Aplosporellaceae.